Messenger RNA from Penicillium odoratum, 1341 nucleotides. Its product is annotated as FAD-dependent oxidoreductase. Gene Ontology annotation, molecular function: monooxygenase activity; FAD binding. The transcript has 2 exons. NCBI's taxonomy places the organism in Eukaryota, Fungi, Ascomycota, Eurotiomycetes, Eurotiales, Aspergillaceae. Bases 1 to 1341 code for a protein of 446 amino acids. The record is from RefSeq and is a predicted model, not a curated record.
AUGGAUUCGACACCACACAACAUCAUCAUUAUUGGCGCAGGCAUAGCAGGUCUCGCGUCAGGGCUUGCUUUGAGGAGAGAACUCGCCCCAUUCGUCCCUGAUUUGGUGAUUACGAUUUACGAGAGACAUGAUAUUCUAUCCACAUCUGGAGGCGCUAUCAACUUGACUCCCGUUGCCCAGCGCCAUCUUGCCCAGCUGGGAGUUCUGGAUGAACUCGACCGCAUGGGGCCCGAGGCAGGGGCCGAAGUGGAUGCCAUCGAGCUCUACUCUAUGCGAUCCGGUCGCUCGAUUGGCUCAAUUGACUUCGUUGACCAGGAUGGCAAUGGAUUUGGAGGUUUCAAGGGAAGAAGAGUCAUGCGUAUCGCACUUUCCUUAGCCAUGCUGACCGUGGUGGAGAAGACACCCAACGUUAAUGUUGUUUUUGGGAAAAAGGUGGUUGGCGGAGAGGACCGUGAAAGGAAAGCCGUGGUACAUUUCCAAGACGGAUCUGAAGCGAUUGGAGAUCUGGUCAUUGGAUGUGAUGGUGUUUUCUCUGCGGUCCGCCGGUUUUUAGACCCCGAAUCUCCUUCCGAGUAUACCGGACUCUCAUUCUUACAAACCACCGUUCCUUCGAAAACCAUUUCCUCGCAAAUUCAUUUCCGUUCGUCCGCGAUGAAUCUGUCACGCCAUGGAUCCAUCCUGACAAGUUACUGCGACCAGAACGAGGAGCAGAUCUUUGUCUCUGCCAUUGUACAGUUCAGCCAUGAUAACUUAGGCAACCAUAAGCUUGAGCCGCACAAUCAAGAUCGGGCAACUCAAAACCGAAUUCGAACUGCUUUGCGGCAAAUAAUGCAAGAACGCUUCUCAAAGUCUUCAAUUCCUUGCCUCCGGGAGAUCGUAGCUAGCAAAGCCGACUGGAUGCUUUACCCCGUGUAUCAGGUCCGUCCCGGUGGACGAUGGUACAAGAAUCGUGUUAUUCUUCUGGGCGAUGCAGCUCAUGCGAUGCCUCCGCGCGAUGAAUCUGCCGCUUACGCGCUCGAUGAUGCUAUUCUCUUCGCACGAUUAUUGGCCCGUUAUCGAUCCGAGCCGCUGUCCGAGGUCUUCGAUGCGUAUGAGAGUCUUCGUCGCGACAAAAUCAAUCAGGCAUUCAAAGAGUCUGGGCGCAUGUGGGAUCGAAACCGAGAUAAGGGCGUCUUGGAGAGCCGACUUUCCACCCUUUUUAUGCCGUUCUACCUGCGGAGUCAUCGUGAAGAAAGAGAGGCCGCAUGGGUAUACGAUGCAGCCAAAAGUACCCUCCCGACCCCUGCUCCGAGUGACGAUCUAGUUAGCUUGCAUUCAUUUUUGAAAGAACACACUGUAUGA